Panthera uncia (snow leopard) is the source of this 1293-nucleotide messenger RNA. RefSeq names its product motilin receptor (gene MLNR). The record is from RefSeq and is a predicted model, not a curated record. Bases 4 to 1287 code for a protein of 427 amino acids. Gene Ontology annotation, biological process: G protein-coupled receptor signaling pathway. Gene Ontology annotation, molecular function: G protein-coupled peptide receptor activity. The transcript is spliced from 2 exons. Lineage: Eukaryota; Metazoa; Chordata; Mammalia; Carnivora; Felidae. Gene Ontology annotation, cellular component: plasma membrane.
UCCAUGGGCAGCCCCUGGAACAGCAGCGCCGGCGCGGACCGCGCGGACGGCGCGCUGCUGCCGUGCGACGAGCGCCUCUGCUCGCCCUUCCCCCUGGAGGCGCUGGUGCCUGUGACCGCCGUGUGCCUGGGCCUGUUCGCCGUCGGGGUGAGCGGCAACGUGGUGACGGUGCUGCUGAUCGGGCGCUACCGGGACAUGCGGACCACCACCAACCUGUACCUGGGCAGCAUGGCCGUAUCCGACCUGCUCAUCCUGCUCGGGCUCCCCUUCGACCUGUACCGCCUCUGGCGCUCGCGGCCCUGGGUGUUCGGGCAGCUGCUCUGCCGCCUCUCGCUCUACCUGGGCGAGGGCUGCACCUACGCCACGCUGCUGCACAUGACGGCGCUCAGCGUCGAGCGCUACCUCGCCAUCUGCCGCCCGCUCCGUGCCCGCGUCCUCGUCACCCGGCGCCGCGUCCGCGCCCUCAUCGCCGCGCUCUGGGCGGUGGCGCUGCUCUCCGCCGGGCCCUUCUUCUUCCUGGUGGGCGUCGAGCAGGACCCCGGCCUCGACGCGGUCCCGGACCUAAACGGCAGCGCCCCGCUCACGCCCUCGCCCCGCACCUCGCCGCCACCGUCGCACCCCGGGUCCUCGCGAGCGCCACCGCUGUCCCCCCCGUCGGGCCUCGAGGCCGCGGCGGCCGCGGCUCUGUUCAGCCGCGAGUGCCGGCCCAGCCCGGCUCAGCUAGGCGCGCUUCGCGUCAUGCUUUGGGUCACCACCGCCUACUUCUUCCUGCCCUUUCUGUGCCUCAGCGUCCUCUACGGGCUCAUCGGCCGGGAGCUGUGGAGGAGCCGGGGGCCGCUACGAGGCCCGGCCGCUUCCGGGCGCGAGAAGGGCCACCGGCAGACGGUCCGCGUCCUGCUGGUGGUGGUUCUGGCAUUUAUAGUGUGCUGGUUGCCUUUCCACGUUGGCAGGAUCAUUUACAUAAAUACAGAAGAUUCCCGGAUGAUGAACUUCUCUCAGUACUUUAACAUUGUUGCUUUGCAACUUUUCUAUCUGAGUGCAUCCAUCAACCCGAUCCUCUACAACCUCAUUUCAAAGAAGUACAGAGCAGCGGCCUGGAAACUGCUGCUGGCUACACAGUCCAGACAGAGAAGUUUCUGCCGAAGCAGGGACACCGAGGGGGACAUGGGAGGAGACGCUGCUGGCUACACAGAGACCAGCGCCAAUGUACAGACGUCGUCAACCAGUACCGCCAAGCAAGUCGCCUUGUCCCACAAUGCUGAGACUUCAGGGAAGACAGGUCUGUAGGGAAAU